AUGGAACCAACACCAAGUGACUCAUCGCCAGCCAACUCCUCGUCACCUGAUCCGUCAAGCACUUCUCUCGAAUUCAUAAGCUUCGCAGGAACCACUACCACCAGACGUGAGGAUCACCUCAAAUGGAUAUGCAAGUCCAUGUCAUGCAAUACCGUCAACUGUAUGUACCGACAUACCAAUGACCACCAGUGCGGAACUCGACGGAAAUGGCCAGCCGACGCUCUCGAUAACGAAGACAAGCUCAUCGGGUACCUGAGAAGUGUGGACCCGGACGGAAACGAACACUAG
Molecule: messenger RNA, 288 nt
Organism: Fusarium verticillioides 7600
Lineage: Eukaryota; Fungi; Ascomycota; Sordariomycetes; Hypocreales; Nectriaceae
Exons: 1
Coding region: 1-288 (95 amino acids)
Source: RefSeq, a predicted model, not a curated record